Chenopodium quinoa (quinoa) is the source of this 855-nucleotide messenger RNA. RefSeq lists its product as uncharacterized. The transcript has 2 exons. Lineage: Eukaryota; Viridiplantae; Streptophyta; Magnoliopsida; Caryophyllales; Amaranthaceae. The record is from RefSeq and is a predicted model, not a curated record. The coding region runs from base 1 to 855 and encodes 284 amino acids.
AUGGAAGCACUCAAACAGUCAAACCCGGGAACCGUUGUUGUAUGGAAACACAAAGCUCUGGUAGAUGGUGUUUAUAACAGCAACUUGGAAGUGUUUGAACAAGUAUUUUGGGCCUUCGACCCUUGUGUUGAAGGUUUUAAACAUUGUAUGUCUGUCAUCUGUAUCGAUGGGACGCAUUUGUACGGGAAAUAUAAAGGAACAUUGUUGGUUGCUACAAGUGUGGAUGCAAACUUCCAAGUGUUUCCGCUUGCAUUUGCGUUAGUCGAAGGGGAAAACAUUUCCAGCUGGUCUUGGUUGCUGGGCUGCAUUCGGGUUCAUGUCACUCAACGGGAUGACCUCUGUGUUAUAUCUGAUCGACAUGCUGGGAUCAUUGCAGCAAUGAAUGACCCUAAUGUUGGAUUCACCGAGCCGCGAGCCUAUCACAGGUUUUGUGUUCGGCACUUGGCUUCUAACUUGAAGACUCACGUGCGAAGAAACGACAUGAGAGAUAUGUUCAAGGCUGCUACGUACCAAAGGCAGGAAAGAAAACUAGUAGUUGAUAUGAGUUUGAUCGGUCAGGCAUGUACCAAGGCCAUACAAUAUGGGAUAUGUACUACGAACUUCUCAAAAACAUUUAACAAUGUGUUGAAGGGUGCUCGAUUUCUACCUAUCAUGUCCCUUGUUGAAUUAACAUUCCACAGAGUCAAUAAGUAUUUCCCUAAUAGAAGGGAAUUAUCUCAGGCUAGAUCUGAACAGGGACUUGCAUACCCCCCCAAAGUCACUUCCAUUAUGGAGAAAAACAUUGCAAAGGCCAGAUAUCACAAAGUGGAAGCGUAUAACCGUCGACUGCAUAUAUAUCAAGUUGAAACAGGAUAG